CUUUACCGCCUCCCGCAGUCGCCGCGCAUUGCCACGCGGCGACUUAUCCCUGAAAGUGCCGGCUCAUAAUAACAUAAGAUAUAAACGCGCUGCGCUACGGGCGGCGCGCGGCGGCGCCGUGCGGCGUGGAGUGUGAGCGCACCUGUCCGGGCGAGGCGAGGCGCGCACUGCUGCAGCCGGGCGGCGCGGCGGCGCACACACAGCGCGCAUGCGUGCCGCCCGCUAUUAAAAAAUGAAUUCCUGGUUCCCGCACUGUGGGCCGCACGCCGAUCGCAGUCGCCGCGUUCCGCUCGCUAUUUUUGCGCGGUGAGCCGGGCCGCGCCCGAACACGUCGCGAGUGGAGUGUGCGAGUGGCGGGAGUGUGUGAGCCUGUGCUCGGCGCGGCAUGCGGCGGCCGGCGCGCCGCUAGCGGGCCCCGGCAUGGCGCGCCGCCCGCCGAGCCCGCUCCGCGCGCCCUCAGCAGCGCCGCCACAGCCCCGGCCACCGCGGGGCGCUCCGCCACCCGCCGCAGGCCUGCCGUCGCCGCCGCCAACAUGACCGACCUGCAGGCCACCUUCGAAUUCUCCGUCGAACUCUACAAGUUCUACAAUGUGGACCUCUUCCAGAGAGGGCUAUACCAAAUCCGGGUGGGACUGCGGGUGUCGCCAAAGGUGCCGGUGCACAUCGAGGCAUCAGUGUCGAGCAGUAACGGAGCCGCUCGCACCGGCCGGCCAGCGGCCAACGCGUCCCUCAUCGGAGGGCUGGCCGCCUCACGAGCAUUCCAGAUCAUGUACCGCAACGAAGAGGUUACUCUCAGGGACAUCGUGCACUUCAGGGCUCACUUGCUUGUCGACAGCCGCAACCUGAAGGAAUCCUUGGAGCGUGCAGAAUGGAGCCUGGGCGUGGAGCUAUGGUGCAGCGAGGGAGCACAGUCCAGCACUCUAGCCCCUGUCUCGUGCAGGGUCCUGAAGCUUCACUUCCAGCCCUCGCAGGGCCUGCACUACCAUCUGCCAGUUCUAUUCGAUUACUUCCAUCUAUCCUCCGUAUCUAUCACCAUCCACGCCAGCCUAGUUGCUUUGCAUCAGCCUUAUAUCAACACUCCUCGUUCGAGCAAGCAAUGGGGUAAACUGAUGAAGAGUGCAGGCAGCUUCAACGCGUCUGGAAGUCUGGAGAAUCUGCUGUUUGGGUCCAGCGGAAAGUGUGCUGGAGGGAAUUCUAGCAAAAUAGCUCACGCCAGGCAAGUGCACGCAGAAGUGUGCGGCAUUCUUCUGGGAUCCCUGGAAGGGCUGCAGAGCGCGUUGUCCGUCUGCGGAUCGACCGGGGUCCUCCUCACUCCUGAAGAGUCCUCCUCCAACUCCGUAGUCGGGGAGGUCGCGCAGCGGAUCAAGGAACUUAGCGACCUAGGCCGAAUGAGGAAAUCAGAAGCCGGUGAGGAAGAGGAAUGGGCGAUGGGCGCUGCGCACGACAUCGCGCGGCUAUGCGCAGAGGUGACGCUGCGCUGGCGCGCGUUCCUGCACCACACCUCCGACAGACCGCACGUGCAUCAUGCGCUCGCUGCACGACAUCAUGCUUUACGCAUCAAACGCUUCGCCGAAUGCUUCUUCGUGCUGGACAACCCUCGGCACUCUCUAGCCGGUUGUUAUGACAGCAACUACCAAUCGUACCAGAGCGUCGGCGAGGUCGCACGGAGAUCACGCUACCUUGCCCUCCUGCCUCCCUUGCCUGUCCACUGCAUCGCCCUCGAUGGCGACCCCCAUAUCAUGCCCAUCAUAUUUGAAGACAGGUAUCAAGACACAGCUGAGUUCGCUAGACGUCGCUCAUUCCUGAGCUCUGGUGCAAGUAAAUCUGGCAGUGAUCCAUUUCUGUGUACUGAACCUCUUGGAGAAGACUGUGUUUGUAGCAUAAGUUCGAUCAUGGACUCAAGAAGGCCAUCGUCUGAGGCUUCCAGAGUAACGCUUACUCUGCCCAAGACCAUUAUGGACGUCCUAGAACCACAAUUUAAUGCGCCAAAAACAAGUUCCAAUGUCGUACAAGCCACAUUAACACUUGCUCCACAAAAAACAUCUCGUGGUUCCCCGAAAAGAGCUCUAGUCAAACAAAAUGUCGUUGAACUAACUAAACCGCACAACAAACAGCUAGAAUUAACCGGCAGAAAUAGAUACAUCGUACAAAAUAAUCAAAUCAGUGAGAUACAGCUUCCACCCAACAGCGCUUUUGCUUCAUGUUCUAUUCAGCAGGGACAACAAAUGUCAAGGUAUUCAGCAUCAACAUUACUCGAUAUUAACGCAACAAAAAGCAGCACCUUGACUAGAGUUGGAAAGGAUAAAAGCGAUUCUAAUGAAGUAUUUACACAAAAACAUGAAAUAACUAGCGGAGUCAGCACUCUACCAGCGCGACACAGCAAAUCAUUAGAUCAACUAAGAGUUUCACAAAUGGCGCCUCUUAGCAACUCACAUGCAUUCUCAAAGAGGGAUGUGAGAAACACUUCGAAUACUUCGGUUAAUUAUCCAAAUCCAAAACCAUACUUACCCCCGCAGCAGAUGAAGCCCACAACUCUACCUCGGAGCGUCACUACUACUGCUUAUCCUACAAGCACAACAAUUAGAUCGGGAACUAAAGGCGAAGACUACAGGAGAAAUAUUAAUGAAUUCAGAGAAAAAUAUAAAAAUCCAUGCAAUAUGAACUACAAUCAACUUGUGAUGAACAAUGACGUAUUUCAUAAUGCAGGGUAUAAAUACGAUGGAAUCAUGAAACCUAAUCCCAAUCAGGUGUACGGCUAUACUUUCGGUAAUCAGGGUACAAUGCAAGUGAAUAAUGUUAUUCGUAAUCCGUUAGAAUUUCAAAGAGGCUACAGUGUAAAUUUACCCCGUCCUAUGUUGCCUCCACGUAAUUCUUACCCACCGGUUAGUGGGAAAAAUCAAGUGACUGAUCAGAAUAACUUAGUUUCUAGUAAGCACGUACACAGAUCAAACUCUACUCAUGUAUUCCAUCAAAAUAUGGAGAGCCAGCAACAGAUCGACAUUGAAGCUGCUCGUAACCAACUGCGACAUGAACUGAAUUAUUAUCUGCAAAAAGGAGACUGGAGUUACGACUUCAAUACGGGUAGCCUUAUUCAAAACUAUCAAAAGAAAUCUAGCAAAAGUAGCGAUGACAGUGGAUUUGUAAUGACCUUAGAUAGAAGUAGUGAUGGAACUUCCAAAUCAACGUAUUCGAAGACACCACCAUCAACUCCUCACUCUACGAUGCCCUCGGUACGACAUAAGAAAAGUCGAUCCAAAGAAUCCAAACUAAACAACAACGGUAAAAAUGGCACGAAAAUGCAUUCGAGUAGAGACUCUCUCAGUAGCCAUCAUUCUAUUAGGUCUAAAGAUAGUAAAUCUGACCGCCAUACAUCAAAAUCUGAACGCAGUACACCAAAGUCUGAAAGAGGAACACCUAAAUCUGGUAAAGGUACUCCUAAAUCAGGUGCUAUAACACCAAGAUCUGGUUUGGCUACACCUAAAUCGGGAAGAACCACACCUAAAUCUGGCGUAGCGACUCCAAAAAGUAGUAGGUCAAGUGGGAAACCAGAGAAAAGAACUAAACAUAAGGCGUCUGAAAAAAUGACGCAACUAAUGUCGGAAGCUGCUUCUUCUUCUAGCAACGAAAGUAUACCUUUUGAGCUAAGAAGACUAGAAUCGUCAGCUAGUGUUCCAUAUAGCCUUGAUCAUGGUCCCGAACUAUUAAGACAUUGCAGAAGUGCGGCUUCUGUUUUAGAUGAACCGAACUUAACCAACACUUACGGCUCAGAAUCACUUCCUAAUUUAGCCCCACCUCCAGCUUUUGAAUCACCUCCACUCGAUAUAGCAGAUAAAGACUUCAAGAUAUUACCACCGGAAAACUUUCUAUCCAAGGACGAGAAAGGAAGUAAAAGUAGUUCCACUUCAAGUUUGAGCGAGCAAAGUGGAUGGGUAUCUAGUGGAAGAAGUUCUGGUGCAUCUACCCCAGAUAAUGCUAGUAGUCAAUUAAACCAAAACUUUCCACCUCCUAGUAGUAAUACAACUGCGCCCAAGGUGUCCAGUAAAAAAAUAGAUAAUUCUGUCGAAAAGCGACAAAAGGUGGAGGGUGAGACGAUAAGCGAUUUCAAACGAACCGUUUUGAAUGGCGAACAACUAAGGGAACGGUUGCUAAAAUUAGCAGUAAAGGUCUCUGAAAAUAACUCUAAUGAGCAAAUAGAAUGCUGUGAUAAAGAAAUUUGUGAAGAAUGCACUAUAUGUAGUGAUUCCAUAUGUACAGAUAGUCAAUGUGAAUUGAAUAAAUUGAUGCAUAGUAACGGCAUAGAUGCGGGAUGUAAUUCAGACACGUGCAAUGCGAGUUGUUUUCAGCAAUGUUCAGAUGUAAACCCUGCGAAACUCAAUCAGAGGCAUAAUUCCUUCAGCGCUGUUCAGGGAAAAUCUUAUUCUUCUACUUCAAAAGGUUCUAGUGAAGGAACAGUGAAGAAAUCUCAAACUAUUGGCGACAAUUUGCACCCAUACAUACGCAAGGAGAUUCCAGCAAAAACUCCACAAGCGAAAGGUCCAGUAGACAGAGCUUUAAAAGACAGGAUAGAAUAUACAGAGAAGUUAAUAGCCGCUGAAAUUCGUAGUCUCGCUGCGGCUGCAGCAGCAGAGAGAGCUUGUAAAAGUCACAAGAAAGGAGUCCCGGGACCUAUGGGAGCAAUACAGAAAUAUCAAAACAAGGCGAGAUCGGAAAUAGAUUUGGCUCAUUUUAUGGGCGAUAACGAUUACGAACAUUUGCCCCCACCGCAACAAUUUAGAGAUGCGCCACCGCCUCCGGACGCGUUUAAGGAUCCUCCAACAAAAUCACCUAAGCUGAGUCGCCAAAGUAGCAAAUCAUCAACACCUUCAAAGACACCGAGAAAGCAGCCACCGCAGCCAUCAACUCUUCAGUUGGAUAAUCCCUUAUAUCACGUUUGCGAAGAGCAACGUGAGAGCAACCUGGUCAGUAUCUUCGGUUUGGCUGAGUCUGAGCGUCUCUUCGUCAAGUGCAGAGAAGAAUUCAGACAGAGCGUCAAAUACCCAGGAGCUAUUUACUCGGACUUUCCCCCUCUUGAGAAUUCUCUACCGUAUUUCCAUAUCAGUGACGAGUAUAGGAUGUUUAAUCCUGAAGGUUUACACCUAAUAAUCUGCGUUCAUGGCUUAGACGGUAAUGCAGCAGAUCUUCGUCUGGUAAAAACUUACUUAGAACUCGGGUUGCCAGGAGCUAGGCUAGACUUUCUGAUGUCCGAGAGAAAUCAGGGUGACACCUUCUCUGACUUCGAUACUAUGACUGAUAGGCUUGUGCAAGAAAUCGUUACCCACAUCCAAAAUUCAAGCGAACCGGCAAGAAUAAGCUUCGUAGGUCAUUCUUUAGGCACUAUCAUCAUUCGAUCUGCUCUAGCUCGGCCGCAAAUGAAACCAUUCCUGGGGAAACUGCACACGUUCUUGUCUUUAAGCGGUCCGCAUCUUGGCACACUCUAUAAUUCCAGUGGAUUGGUCAACGCUGGCAUGUGGUUCAUGCAGAAAUGGAAGAAGUCAGGGUCGCUUCUUCAGCUCUCGCUAAGAGAUGCUUCGGACCCUCGCAGAUCCUUCCUGUACCGCUUGAGUGAGAGAAGUCAGCUCCAUCAGUUCAAACACAUCUUGCUCUGUGGGUCAGGUCAAGACAGAUACGUGCCGCUGCAUUCAGCCAGGCUAGAACUGUGCAAGGCUGCUGCUAAAGACACGUCUUUAUUGGGACAAGCUUACAGGGAAAUGGUGCACAACAUGGUGUCACCGCUAGCGGCGCGUGCGUCGACGGUGUCAGUGGUACGAUACGACGUGCAGCACGCGCUGCCACAUACGGCGAGUGCUCUGGUCGGCAGGGCGGCCCACAUCGCAGCCCUAGACUCCGACCUUUUCAUAGAAAAGUUCCUUCUUGUCUCGGCGCUAAAGUAUUUCCGAUAAUCAACGAUUACUAACCCUUCUUGUAACUAAAAUUAUUAUUUUUUGUAUUCGUUAUGAUUACAUGUUAGUAAAUCGAUGUUUUAGGAGAAAGGGUACCUUUGUUGGUGGAUUUUACGUCUUGAAUUUGGUAAAUGUUGUGUUAUGAAAGAAAAAAAGACGUAAACGGCAACUUUGGCUUGGAACAGUAUGUGAAGGUUUAAACGCUUGUAUGUUUUAUGGUGCGGGUAUUUGGCUUUGGUUGCAGUAUAGGUUGACAAUGACAUUUGCAGGUCAAUGGGCACUGACAGGUACAUCUUGAACCAAAUAAAAAAAAAACAAUGAGAGUCUUACCAGACUACGUUCCCUAAGAAAAAUAGAUGGCGCUGUACAGAUUUUCCUUCUAAUUUAAUGGAUUACAAGCAUAAGCAACUUGUAUCUUUGCUUUUGAGUAUAAAAUUAUGACCCUUGUUACUACACCCAGGCACAACACAUCUUCCACCCAUUAUUAUUCUGAUCAAAAUAAUGUGAAGCAAUAUUGGUAGCAACCGUAGUAACAUAAUCCUAUACGCAUCUAAUCCAGAUAUCAAGCAGCAAUUAUUUUUAUUGCCUCUGCCAUUACAGUAUAUUUUUUAAUAAUUAUGUACCCCGAUCAAUGAGAAAAUAUGCAAUUAUCACGUUAAAUCUGAACACCGCUGUAGUGUAUUGAUAUUGCUAUCCUUGUCUCGGGCGCAUACGUCAUCUGAAUACAGAGCAAGACAAACAGUCAGUCAAUGCAGGACGGUCUGCCUGUACAGAGUGAUGGUGUGUUGGCAAGCCAAAUCAUGGCAGUCUACAAAAGGUGUACUCUACAACCGCCAUCUAUAUUUUUUUAGGGAACGUAGCCUAUAAAAUCCCUCAUUCAAAUGAAUAUCCAUUUGGUAACGUUACGAGGACUGUAAAUUAAAACGGCUGCUAGUCACUAAGAACACCAAACAUCUAUUAGUUUUUCUAAGUAUUGUGCUAACGCAUUUGCCAGCAUUUAAUUAAAUCAUGAUACUGCCCGAUCAUACACAAAAAGAUUUAAAAGUUGUAAAUUCAGACAGGAACGGACAAACAUUGAAAAGUGUGAUAAUACGAAUAGUGUCCUAAAUAUUUGAGGAGUAGAGUGAAUAAUGGUCUAUGCAAACAGAAAUGCGUUUAAAAUAAGUAAUACCUAGAUGUAAGACGGAUCUUUACACCAAAUAAUUAAGACUACAAUUUAGAAGAAUGUAGAUAUUAUAGAUGUUAUUUGUAAUAUUAUUAUUGUACCUACUUAUUGUUGUCUACAUGGACAGUAUCAACUUUGAUGUAUCAUGCCACGUACCUAUCUGUCAUUAUUCAUUAAAAAAGGGUAAGUAGUUUGAUGGCCUUAUUCCGAUGAUCCAAAAUAUAUACCGUGAUAUUGUAGGUAAUAGAGCUACCUAAUCCAUGAGCAUCAUUAUUUAGAUUAACUUGAGGUAAAACAUGUUUUAUUAGGUGCCUAAAUACACCAUUCACAGGCAAAGGGAUCAUAAAUAGCGCUUUUUAAAAAUAAUUUUGCAUCAUUUACUUUUUCGCCUUUAACCCGUCUUGCUAAUGGUUGGCAAUUAGAAGAAAUUCUAAAAUUAUCUAUCACCUCACCACCUGAUAUACCUACCUGUAACCAAUUCACCAUUUUUAUGUUCCUGACAAAAGAAACGAGGAAAUCUGAUGAGGCCUCUAAUACGUUAUGCGGCCAUAGCCUUAAUUAAAAAUAAAAAUAAUAUUAGAGAUUUAAAAGUUGUAAAUUUUUAUCGAAUGUUAGACUGAUCUUUAAAAAUAUACGAUCAAGAUACCGAUAAGUUUCAUAGGACUAUCAUUUCUUACGUAAGUAGUGAAUAUAAUUUGAUAAAUAGUUAUUCUUGCUCUGUCCAUUUCUCUCUAUUUAACUGUAGGUAAUGUUUUAUACAGGGCCUUGGAAUUUCUUACAUUAAUUUUUAAUAAUUCAAUAUACUUACUUACUGGGAUAGAAAUAGGAAUACCUCAAAUAUUGCUCACGAGCAUGCUUUUAUGGAUUGAAUUAUGGAACAUAGGAAAGUAUCAGAAAAAGGGAAGAGAUUUUGUAAAUAUAGAAAUUGAAUUUUAUUUGUAAAUUACAUUCGUGUGUUUAAUGGCAACGUGUCGAUGUUAUACACUUAUGAUAAUAAAUAAAUUAACUAUUAUAAUGCCUGGAA
Messenger RNA from Pectinophora gossypiella (pink bollworm), 8128 nucleotides. RefSeq names its product protein FAM135A. The record is from RefSeq and is a predicted model, not a curated record. The coding region runs from base 534 to 5939 and encodes 1801 amino acids. NCBI's taxonomy places the organism in Eukaryota, Metazoa, Arthropoda, Insecta, Lepidoptera, Gelechiidae. The transcript is spliced from 15 exons.